GUAAAUUUACAACUUCUCAUUUCGACUGGAACACCUUUGUUAAGUAGCAUCGUAGGUGACUGGUAUCAGCGAGAGACAUGCUAUUACCCUUGGCUGGUCAGAGGAGUCUCUUGAGUUUGUAAGUAAAUUUGACUCUGAGAUUUGAUUUUGCUAUGCUGAAGAGUGACACCGCCCUAAAGAUGAAGACUGAUGGUAAAGGCAUCUGUGACAUUCCGAGGGACAAUGGUCUGGAGUAUUUAACUGCUGAGGAGAAGGCCUGUAUCAUGUUUCUGGAAGAGACCAUUGAGUCCUUAGAUGCAGAGGAAGACAGUGGCUUGUACAGUGAACUUGAUCACAUGCCUGCCCCUGGCAAUGUGGCCACCAAAGCUGCCUUUCUCUCCGCCUCCAUGGACAAGAGCAAGUUUGAAAAUGUGUCUAAAUACCACGCUGAGACCCCCAAGCCGAUGAACAGUCAAGAAAAUGAUCAUAUCAUGAAUUAUCUGGUUCCUACGCCUUUUGUCCAGGCAAAUGGUUCAUCUUUUGUUCAGCCCAAAACCAGGCAGGGUGGAUCUAUAUAUAAACCCAGAGAAGAAGACACGUCUAAAAAAAACAAGUUAUGCAAGGGGCCACCUCCUGUGCCUUCUGAGGUGAAUGUGGUGGUAAUUCCUCCUCCAGUUAAGAUCAAAAGUACUGCUGAAAAAGUGAGAGGCCAGCAGGAUGACCAGAAUGUGAACGGCGUAGCCUCUAGGGGACCACUGUCCUACGAGGGUCUGGUGAAGCUGCGCAAAAGCGCAUCCGUGAAGAAAAGCUCCGACGUCUCUACGUCUUGGAGUAGGCAGGGAGAGGAGUUGCCCGUUGGACCUGCAGAUCGCAUGCAUUCUAAGGAGGGGAACGCUGCACGCUUUCAUCUUAACAGGAGCGCUUCCAGCGUACAGUCCAGAGAGAGCAAAUGCUUGCAGACCAGUCCGCAUGCUGUUGUGCCCAAACCCAAUAAGAUUUCCCCAGAUGGAGCUCUGACAAGUGAAAAACAAAUUACCACCAUCACCUCCAGCACAGACUCUGCUAAAGCUUAUCUGGGUACAUCACCUGGUGGCAGGGUUUUGAUGAAUCCAGAGAGGGUCAGGAUGGAGGCCCUACACAAACUGGGUCUCCUGAAAAAAGAGGAGUCAAAUACGAGAUCCUCUCAAAAACUCCCCAGUCCCCCCGAAUCUCAGAGCUCAGAGCAUCCGUCUCUUCAUCCGUCUCUUCAUCCGUCUCUUCAUUCAUCUCUUCAUCCGUCUCUUCAUUCGGCUACAUCGUCAGAGACUUCAGAUGUCAACAGCGUGCUAACGACGAGCAGCAAAAUCCUCCACCAUUGCUCCGCAAGCAAUGUACCAACAGCGUCUCCAUGCUCUCAGCUGACCAGGCCGUCGGGUGGGAAGGCUGCCACCCUGGAACGUCCUGGGAUGGGACCUGUGAGUGGCAUAUCUACUAAAAGCAGAGAUUCAAAAGACAGUUCGCUUGGACACCCCUCACCUGCCAACAGAUUUCAAGGGUCAGGGAAAACGUCAAAAACAUCAAAACGACUCCCCCACGAGCCGUCACCUGCUCCCGGGCUGAGUGUGCUGACGGUGCCCAACCUGGGAGAGGAUCGGCGAGAGGCUCUGAGAAAACUAGGACUACUGAAGGUCUGAGGACUGUCUGUCCCACGCUUCAUUUAAAAUCGGAAAAUCAAAAAAAGUUCUCUCACAGCAAAAUAAUUACAUGAAUUUUAAAACAAACAAGUUAAAAAAACAAUAUAGCAACUUGAAAUGCUUCUUGCCAGUAUAUUUUUAUGGUUUGCUCAGCAGAGAGAUCCAUAGAAAAAACAAAACCUGUAUUGAUUUACUCAGUAUCACCUUGUGGCCUUUGCAGCAAUGAUUAGAGGAAAAGUGAUUAACAAUAA
Chanos chanos (milkfish) is the source of this 1903-nucleotide messenger RNA. Its product is annotated as specifically androgen-regulated gene protein. NCBI's taxonomy places the organism in Eukaryota, Metazoa, Chordata, Actinopteri, Gonorynchiformes, Chanidae. The record is from RefSeq and is a predicted model, not a curated record. The coding region runs from base 153 to 1652 and encodes 499 amino acids. The transcript is spliced from 4 exons.